AUGUCGAACGGCGACAACGGUUCUAAACAGGCCAAAGCUCUGGAAAAGGAGCGCAAGGUAUCCCUUGUGAAAUCGCGAUUAGCAGCUUCAAUUUGUAAUGCAAUGAUGCGUAUGAUAGCAAGCUAUCAGACAUCAUUUGAUUACGCAUUACAAGUUGGAACAGCUGGCAAGGAUGAUUUUACGUAGCAUGCAAGGCCAUCGAAAAGAUCAUGAACGAGUCCGACGACAUGUUCUGUGGGUUCGUCAAGCUGCAAAUCCUGGACCAAGACGCCUACCCGCGGCAGAUCAAGGGUGCAGAUAUCGGCGGGGUUGUGCAUGUGGAGAAGAAGGUAUGAGAGUGCCUAAGAACUCCUACUCCACCUCAUCUACAGAGGGGUAAAGAUGCUGCUCAGCAACACAACCAACAGCAGAAAUGACGCUUUUGCAUGACAAAUCUUAAUCCGUGCAUGUGCCGUAGUAUCGAGUUUUGAAUGUAGUUCUUGGCGCUUGUCAUGCAAGGUAGUGCUCCGAGGCGGUAUAUUGUUAUUGAGGUUCACGAUCACGUUGUGUUUUUGCAUCAUUACAAACGAAGGCAAGAGGGAGUUCUUGCGCCCUCUCAUAGAAGGAAGGCGGCAAAGUCUUCCUGAAGGCAACCUUUUCGGCGAAUCCGCUGUUUUACCUGGAGCUGCAACGUGACAACAACAUGUUUCUCGCCGGCGAAAUGUGGUACGGAGACGCGAUAUUGAGAGGAAAAAUCCCUCCUCCCCAUAUUGAAAAGGUAUGUUUCCGAGAAUUUGCGUUGCUGAUUUGUGACCACAAAGCAGGUUUGUCUCGCAAGAAGACAAUCGCAGAGGCAUUCCCCCAAUUGUGAAGCGAUCUCGCAUGCUGUUGGUCCUAGAGGGUAGCCGUUUGCAAUGCUGAACAACUAGACCUGAGCGCUCCCACCCAGGCUGCGGAUCUGGCAGGAGUGUCGUACUGCAAGACAAGUCGGAUUUGUGUACAGAAAUCAGCAUCAGAAAUUUUUAUUUUGAUAUGGGGAGGAGGGAUUUUUCAUUUUGAUACGCGAAGCGCGGGCGGGGGGGGGACGAAAGACGCAGCAUCUUCGUUGAACUUCUGUUCUUCCCCGACGAGUUAUAAUUUCGC
Molecule: messenger RNA, 1122 nt
Organism: Amoebophrya sp. A120
Lineage: Eukaryota; Dinophyceae; Syndiniales; Amoebophryaceae
Source: the annotation of a GenBank genome assembly